Molecule: messenger RNA, 612 nt
Organism: Fragaria vesca subsp. vesca
Lineage: Eukaryota; Viridiplantae; Streptophyta; Magnoliopsida; Rosales; Rosaceae
Product: auxin-responsive protein IAA32-like
Exons: 5
Coding region: 1-612 (203 amino acids)
Biological process (GO): regulation of DNA-templated transcription
Cellular component (GO): nucleus
Molecular function (GO): protein binding
Source: RefSeq, a predicted model, not a curated record
AUGGAUCCUAAUGCAUCAAGCUUUCUUAUGAACCCCUCAAGCUUUCAGUCAGUUCAUUAUGAAGCCAAAGAGAAUGAGGGUAUCAUUGAUCUUGGUCUUAGCCUCAGAGCUCUUCAACCUGAAACUUAUCAUCAUUCAUCAGCACAUUUGGUGAGCUUGGAGGGCUAUGAUGGUCUGAUAGAUUGGCCCCAGGCUAACAACUUGAAUUUGAAGAAUGUGAAUGUCAUAAGUCCGAGAGCUAUGCCGGAAGCCUGUGAUGAGGAAGCAGAGGGAGUCCAGAGCAAGGAGAGGUGGGCUUAUGUGAAAGUUAACAUGGAUGGGAUUGUUAUUGGCAGAAAAGUUUGUGUGCUUGAUCACAGUGGCUACUCAAGUCUUGCAUUUCAACUAGAAGACAUGUUUGGUAGACAAUCUGUAUCUGGUUUGAGGUUGUUUCAGGUUGGAUCUGACUUUUCGCUUUUCUAUAAGGACAGAGAUGACAAUUGGAGAACAGGAAUUCGUAGAAUGUGUGAAGCGGCUAAGGAUUGCGAGAAAGAACUGAGAUGUUCUUCCCUGUUCUGCGAAAUUGAACUAAUUUUUCUUCUCCUGCUCUUCUGUCUAAAACUCUACUUGUGA